AUGAAGUUCGCAAAGGGCAGACGGUUUCCUGCCUCUGCUUCUGCCUCUGCCUCCUCUGCCUCCCGAUCCGACUUUGCUAUCUCGACACGCCACCCACCCCGACAAGAUGAUGCAAUGCCAGACGACAGCCGCAACCUCGGCGACGAACCAAGACACCGAGAGACAGAGAAGCCGCCCAUCGCAGGGACCGAGAUAUUAUACGCAGCCCGCCUCCAACAGGCCGUGACCGAAGUCACCGCAACAACAGACCUCGCGAGCGCCCUCGCAGCCCUCCAAGGCCUCGCAAUUCCGCUCAUCCAUAUCCUCGCGAAUCUAGGGAUUCUAGCAGAGACCGUGCCCAUCGUCCUGGUGAUUUGUUCCCUCGACACAAGCAGCAAGGCCCUCGAGGCACCUCUUGGGGUCGCGAGGCUGCACAUCCCACCGAUCCACACCAGCCGCCCCCUCACCAAUCCAGGGUUCCUCACACCGACGAGUUUGGCCGACAACCAUCACGACCACGAUCACCACCACCGGCUGAGCGACUGA
Diaporthe amygdali is the source of this 525-nucleotide messenger RNA. Its product is annotated as serine/threonine protein kinase-47. NCBI's taxonomy places the organism in Eukaryota, Fungi, Ascomycota, Sordariomycetes, Diaporthales, Diaporthaceae. The transcript is spliced from 2 exons. The record is from RefSeq and is a predicted model, not a curated record. The coding region runs from base 1 to 525 and encodes 174 amino acids.